AUGCAAUCAAAUGGUAAAGGAGAUCGAGAAGUCACUUGCCCAGAAGCAGUAGCCGAGUACAACAAGUACAUGGGUGGAGUAGAUCGCUUUGAUCAACACAUGGCUAGCUACAAUAUAGCACAAAAGUCUACACGCUGGUGGAUGAAGCUUUUUUAUUUCUUUUUUGAGUCAGCCACUGUCAAUAGUUUCAUAUUGUACAGUAAAGAUCGUAAGGACGCUGCAUCAAAACCACUGUCGCAUUUGACUUUUAGGUCAAAGUUGGUCAAUCAGUUGACAGGCACUUUUACAUCAAGAAAAAAAGUUGGCAACACUUCCGGAAAGUCUAGAGCCAGGAAACGAAACAGUCCGUUUAGAAAACCAACUGUGGAAAACAGUCUACGCCUUACUAAUGUUGAAGAUCACCUUGCACAAAAGAUAGACACAUACAGAAGAUGUGCACACUGCUCCACCAAAGCCAAAGAAAAGCGUAACAAUAUGAUUUGUAGUGGCUGUCACACUAUGAAAGGGCUGCUUUUCCUUAUUCCACAAGACCAUGUUACCUUUGAUCAUUUUGCAACAACAUACGUGUAA
Messenger RNA from Homalodisca vitripennis (glassy-winged sharpshooter), 570 nucleotides. Its product is annotated as piggyBac transposable element-derived protein 3-like. Lineage: Eukaryota; Metazoa; Arthropoda; Insecta; Hemiptera; Cicadellidae. The coding region runs from base 1 to 570 and encodes 189 amino acids. The transcript has a single exon. The record is from RefSeq and is a predicted model, not a curated record.